Messenger RNA from Pantherophis guttatus, 3672 nucleotides. RefSeq names its product mannosidase alpha class 1C member 1 (gene MAN1C1). Gene Ontology annotation, cellular component: endoplasmic reticulum; extracellular exosome; Golgi membrane. Lineage: Eukaryota; Metazoa; Chordata; Lepidosauria; Squamata; Colubridae. Gene Ontology annotation, biological process: mannose trimming involved in glycoprotein ERAD pathway; carbohydrate metabolic process. Gene Ontology annotation, molecular function: calcium ion binding; mannosyl-oligosaccharide 1,2-alpha-mannosidase activity. The record is from RefSeq and is a predicted model, not a curated record.
GGCGGCGGGGGGCGCCCCGACCGACCCCUGGCGCUGAGCUACAAGCUCCGGCUCUGCCUUCCUCCCUCCCUCCCUCCAGAAAUGCUGCAUCAUGAACCCGCCGACGAUCCGGCUCUGAGCCCCAAGCGGCCGGAGAGCGGCUCCCCCGGUGCCCGUUAGCAGCGGCGGGGACGGGCCGAAGCGGCAAAGGGCGGAAAAGCCGGAGGGAGACCCCGCCCGACCCCCUUUGCCUGCCCCGUCUAAUCCGGCCGGGGUUGCCCCCCUGUCCCCUCCGCAGGACGGCGAGGCUCCGGCUGUAGAUUCCGGGCAGGCAGGCAGGCAGGGAGGGGAAUUCCGGUGCCCCGAAGAGGAGCAAAGUGCCUGCAAAGCGGAGGGAGGAGGAGAAGCGGAGGAGGAGGAGGAGGAGGACUGGCCCCUCCCCGCCCUGUCCCUGCGAGCAUCUCGUCCGGCAACUCGGCAACUUCUCUUCCAGUCGUCGGAGCCGCUUCUCCGGGGGCGGCCACAACUUCUCCGCCACUCCGCCGGCGCUCUUGGCUGGCUCCGGCUUCUGCGCAGCCGGUUUCGACGAACCGGGAGAGGACGCGCGUGGAGCGGAACCAGCCGCUGCUGAAGCCGAGGGGCCCGGGACGCUGGGGGAAGCCCCAAAGGCGGUCUUUGGCGAGGGUCGGUCGGUCGGUCGCUCGGCCGGGGCGCCUGGUGCUGCGUGGCGGCCGGAGGGUGCCCCCUUGGCCGGCUGUGGCGGAGCUCCCAUGCUGCUGCCGCGGAAGUGGCCGGGCUGGCCGGCGUCGGCGCUGCGGCUGCCGCAGAAGUUCCUUUUCCUGCUCUUCCUCUCGGGCCUGCUCACGCUCUGCUUCGGCGCCCUCUUCUUGCUGCCGGACUCCUCCCGCGUCAAGCGCCUCUUCCUGGCCCGCCACGCCGGAGCCGAGCUGGAAGCCCCCCGCAGCCCUCCGCCGGGACCCGGCUUGGCUCGCCACCUGCCCGCCAACGCCAGCCCGCCCGCCUCGCCGCCGCCGCCGCCUCCUGCUCCUCGCUCUCGCCACCUCCGGGACCCGCCCGACCUCCCGCACUCCGAGCCGGCUUCCAGACGGAGCCGCCCGCCCGCCGAGCAGGACGCUUCGGCGGCCCCUUUGCAGCAGACGCGCGCCCCGUUCCGCUUCGACUACGCCGCGUUCCGGCAGCGCCUCCGCUUCCCGGUGCUGGGCGGCAAGAGAGGCGGCACCGAGGAGCCCGACACCCGCGUCCGGCGCCUGAAAAUCAAGGAGAUGAUGAAGUUUGCUUGGGAUAACUACAAGCAGUUCGCUCUGGGGAAAAAUGAACUGAGACCUCUCACGAGAAACGGACAUAUCGGGAACAUGUUUGGAGGCCUCCGGGGAGCCACCGUGGUGGAUGCCUUGGAUACCCUGUACGUCAUGGAGCUGCAGGAAGAAUUCCAGGAAGCCAAAGAUUGGGUGGAGAAGAGCUUUGACUUGAAUGUGCAGAACGGCGAAGCUUCCUUAUUCGAAGUGAACAUCCGCUACGUUGGAGGACUCCUGUCUGCCUAUUACCUGACGGGCGAAGAGGUCUUCAAGAACAAAGUUCUAGAACUUGGAGAAAAACUUCUCCCGGCCUUUAGCACGCCAACAGGAAUCCCACGAGGCGUCAUCAACCUGGGCAGUGGCAUGAGCUGGAGCUGGGGAUGGGCAUCAGCGGGAAGCAGCAUUUUAGCUGAAUUCGGGAGCCUCCACUUAGAGUUUAUGCAUCUUUCAGAACUGUCUGGAAAUUCCAUAUAUGCUGAAAAAGUGAUGAACAUUCGCAAAGUCCUGAAUAGAAUCGAGAAACCUCAAGGGCUUUAUCCAAACUUUCUCAGUCCAGUCACAGGGAACUGGGUCCAGCAUCACGUCUCUGUUGGUGGCCUUGGGGACAGUUUUUAUGAAUAUCUGAUCAAAUCUUGGCUCAUGUCAGAUAAGCAAGAUAGCGAAGCAAAAACCAUGUAUGAUAAAGCUCUGGAGGCCAUAGAAAAGCACCUUGUCAAAAAAUCACCUGGUGGACUAACCUAUAUUGCCGAAUGGCGAGGAGGCAUCUUGGAUCAUAAAAUGGGGCACUUGGCUUGCUUUUCUGGGGGCAUGAUAGCCCUCGGAGCGGAACACGCCCUGGAAGAAGAGAAACAGCAUUACUUGGAUCUAGCUGGGAAAAUAACACACACUUGUCACGAAUCUUACAUUCGCUCAGAUACCAACCUGGGCCCUGAAGCAUUUCGGUUUGAUUCUGGAACGGAAGCGAUGGCCACGCGACUCAGCGAUCGUUAUUACAUCCUGCGCCCCGAGGUUGUAGAGAGCUACUUCUACUUGUGGAGGUUGACACAUGACCCCAAGUACAGAGAGUGGGGUUGGGAAGCUGUCCAAGCGCUGGAGAAAUUUUGCCGAGUAGAAGCUGGUUUCUCUGGAAUCCGUGAUGUGUAUUCAACCACCCCAAGCCAUGACAACAUGCAGCAGAGCUUUUUUCUGGCAGAGACGUUAAAGUAUCUCUAUCUUCUGUUCUCUGAAGAUGAUGUGCUCUCCCUCAAGGACUGGGUGUUCAACACUGAAGCUCACCCGUUGCCUGUGAACCACACAGAAUUUGUCCUCAAGACAAGCAUGCAGUAGGAGCCACUCAGCCCUUCUGGGUUCUGAGAAGGGAUCCCGAGGGGUUGCUUGCAUUAUUUUUAUUUUUAUUUUUUUCUCCUUUCCAGUAAAGGAAUGCACAUAUUCCCGGAAAGGUAUUAUGGGGGCAUUCGUCCAAUUCCGGACAGUAUUAUAUCGGGGGAGUUUAAAAAAAACUGUGAAAACAAAGCACCUUCAAUGGGUUUUUUUUUUCCUCUGUGAGGAAACUUAUAACCUGAUAAUUGGAUGUUGAUUACGGGCCAUAAGACAAGACAAAAUCACGGACAUUCCCUUUCUAUGAAGAAUUUCUACGGAAUCCACUGACUUUCGCUUUUGCGUGGCCAAAGGAUCAGGAAUUUGCCAUAAAAUAGAUGUCGGUUUGUGCUACUCUUCUUGCUCCAAACUUGCUCCCUCCCUUUUUAUAUACCAUUGUUUGUUUUGUUUUGUUUUGUUUUUUGCCCCUCCUUUCUGAUCUAUACUUUAAAAAAAAAAAAAAGCAGUAGACAUGUCAAGAGGUCCUGGUGAAGGAGUCUUUCUAAAUCCCACCCACUUCUUUCUUUUACCCCUUUCCUCACCCUCCUUUCCAUUCUCUUCAAACGUUUGCCAGCUGUCAUUUUCUUUUUCUCUUUUUUCUUUUGGUUUUGCUUGGUCCCUUUCCUAUGAUUUUUUUGUUUUUGUUUUUCCCCUUUUCAUCUGGAGCAAAACCUUACGAGGCAUUUGUAAUGAUUUCAUUUCUGUAAUGCUCAGAUGUGAAAAAUAAAAUAAAAAUUCAUGUCCGCUAAAAAAGAAAAGAAAAGAAAGAAAGAUAGAUGUGUGGCUGGGUGGCGUGGAAGGUUAGAAAAGAGAAGAGGAAGCCAAGAGGUGGCUGGAGGGAACCGCGGGGACCUUGGCAGAUUCCCCUGGUUUUUGGCUGCUGCAGCAGAUGGGAAGAGCAGGCUCCUGGGCUGCCUUAGAACCAGGGUGGAUAAAAAUCAAUGAUUUUUUUUAAAAAAUCAAAAAAAUCAGAUUUUUUUGAUUUAAAUUGGAUUUUUUUGAUUUUUAUCGAACUUAUUUU